Cucurbita moschata (crookneck pumpkin) is the source of this 1341-nucleotide messenger RNA. RefSeq names its product protein SRC2-like. Lineage: Eukaryota; Viridiplantae; Streptophyta; Magnoliopsida; Cucurbitales; Cucurbitaceae. The transcript has a single exon. The record is from RefSeq and is a predicted model, not a curated record. Bases 212 to 1225 code for a protein of 337 amino acids. Gene Ontology annotation, biological process: defense response.
AAAAAAAAAAAAAAAAAAAAAAGGGCGAUUUUCGAAGAACCAUCCGAGGGUUGAAAUCACCGCUUCAUCCAUUGACCUAAAGAGUCUUCAAUCCUUCAUCAAAUUCAUCUUCGCCCCUCAGUUUGCCACGUCUUUCCGCCGAUCUUUCUCAACCUCCCCGUUCCCCGAUCUUCGAUUCUCUCUCAAUUUCCUUUCAAAAAGAUCUCCCAAGAUGGAAAGAUCCAUGGAGAUCAAGGUCGUCUCCGCCGGAGACCUCAACAACGUCAAUCUCCUCACCAAAAUGGACGUCUACGCCGUCGUCAAGCUCCUCACCGCCGACGCCUCCGGCAAGUUCAUCCCCAAAUCCGCCCAGAAAUUCAAAACUCCCGUUGACAAAGAAGGCGGCAGCCACCCGAUAUGGAAUUUCUCUGUGAAAUUCGCGAUCGAUGAGGCCGCCGCUAGGGCAAACCGUCUCACCCUAGUUUUCAAGCUUCGAUGUCAACGGAAUCUCGGCGAUAGAGAUAUCGGCGAGGUCUACGUUCCGGUGAAGGAGCUUCUAGAUUCCACCGGUGACGGCAAAGGCGAUUCGAUGCAACAUCUUAGUUAUCAGGUGAGGAAACCGUCUGGAAAUCCCCAGGGGGUCUUGAAUUUCGCUUUUAAAUUUGGGGAUAAUCUGUCCUUUGGUCCAAUUAAACCGGAUUCUGUUCAAACAUCCAACCCGGUUUCCGCCGCCUACCCACCAGAGUCGAGUUCGCUCGCCGUCGCUCACGGUGGGGCUCAUCCUCUACCGCCGACGCCUCCUCCUCAACCGGAACCUUAUCGUCCGCCCUCAAAUUUGUACCCGGUCCUUCCGCCGCAGGAGGCGUUGCCGCAGAUUGGAUAUAGUGCAUACCCACAACCGCCGGCGACAGGAUACAGAACAUACUCGCCGGCAACAUCGUACGACUUAUACGUGCAGGCACCAACCUACAGCGUGUACGCGCCGGCGCCGUUUCAACAACCAGUGUAUGCAUACAAUCAACCACCGCCGCCACCGGCCGCAUAUGGAUACCAACCGCCGCCAACGUUCGGAUAUCCGGCAGCCCCGUCAUAUUAUCCACCGCCGCCGACGAACAAGAAUAACAACAGGGGAUUAGGAUUAGGAGCUGGAUUGGUCGGAGGGAUGUUGGGAGGGAUUUUGAUCGGAGAUAUGGUGUCGGACGCCGCCGACGGCGGAUUCGGUGAUUCCGGUGGAUUUGACUUUUGAAUAAAAUCACGUCAUUCUAUGCUUCAUUUUGAUACCUCCAAGAAUGCUUCCCAUUUUGGUUUGUAGAAAAUUCAACUCCUUGACUUUCAAAUAUCAAGAACAUGAAUUUGUGACUU